This is a messenger RNA of Cladophialophora yegresii CBS 114405, 1848 nucleotides long. RefSeq lists its product as uncharacterized. Bases 1 to 1848 code for a protein of 615 amino acids. The transcript has a single exon. The record is from RefSeq and is a predicted model, not a curated record. Lineage: Eukaryota; Fungi; Ascomycota; Eurotiomycetes; Chaetothyriales; Herpotrichiellaceae.
AUGAGCGUUAACACCGAAGCAGCGAGAAAAGCUGUACCUGGCCUUGAAGAAGCGUAUGCAGUUCACCAACUCUCUGAGAAGAACAAUACUCGAACCCUCACACAGAAGUUCAACUCGGAUCUCACACAGACCACUUCGGCCAUGAAAGAAGUCACGAUUUCAGGCGCAGCCGUUGCGACGAGGUCGGCCAAAGUCGUUGGCCACACUCUCGUUAGCCGCACGAAACUGGCCAAGGCGUCCAAGAAAAUGUUGGUCCAUACCGGUGCCCUAGGCGUCAAGACAGGUCGGGCUGUCAAAGGUGUCAUGAAUGAGAUGGUUGACGCAGCAGACAAGAAGGGCAAAUACCAGCCGAAGGUGAGGCCGUUUGUUCCUUACGAUGGUCAUCCACAGGCACAAGUCCUUGGGCAGGUCCACGCCUACGAAUAUCAACAACAGCAGCAGGCCGACAUAGCACAACCCCCAGCCGCUCAGCCACUACCAAAUCCCAUGCCAGCAGCUGCUCCAGUGCCUAGUAAGAUCCCGGCUCGAAAACCCGUGCGGCCGCUAUCAGUUUCUCUCAAUCCUUCUUUUUCAAACCAGACAAGCAUCAAUGUCCAAGCAUCAAUCAAUCCUAGCGUUUCAAUGCCAUCAACGACAUCCGCAGGAAUGCCGACAGUUGCUCCUGCGCCUGGCCAAGUAAGCCAGUCCACGAACAGUGCAGUCACGGAAGAGAAUGAUGGAGCGAUUAAUGCUCCGCCUGUUGCCACACAAUCGUUCCAACCACAUCAAACAUCUCACUCGACGGCCUCAACUCAAGGAGCCCAAGCUACCCAAGAGGAGACAUCGAUACACAGCGCCGUCCCAGUCCAACAACAACCUCCCCAGACCGCUCCUGCUCCACCUACCACGGCCGCAGGCCUGCCGGGCUUGACUGGUGUGCAACCCGGUGCAGCAAUCCAGCCAAGUACCGCGGCACCUCAACAACAAUCCAACCCGAUGAUCUCCGUCCAGGCACAAGGGCCGCUGACUAUCGAUGCAUCCAUCAGCCCACCCUCCUACGCACAAGCCACAGGUCAGCCUGCGAGCACUUCAGGAGCAGGAACAGCACGUCCGCCUAGAAGACCUCUCCCUCAAUCAGCGAUCACCCGCCCACAGCGUCCCGUUGCUGAAAGGCCAUCAGGCAAUCCAGGAACAACCGUGAACCAGCCUAGCGCGGCCCAAUAUGCCACAUGUCAGCUGGGGCAAACGAUUUACCAGUACCAGAACCAGCAAGUCACAUACGCUGAUCAAGGGAUGUAUGCUUCAAUUCAGCCAAUGAUACUGGCAAGCAAUCCUCAGCCCGUUGUUAUCGAGCAGAACCAAACCAUAAUACAACAGACCCCAGCCGAACAAGAUCCCAUGUUCGCCGCAAUGCAGAUGCAAAUGACCCAACAAAGCGCCACUGAUCAGCUACUACUCUUGCAGCAAAACGCCGACACCCAGAACAUGAUGCUUGCGCAGGCACAGAUGGCCUCGGCGCAGCAGCAGCAGCCUGUCUAUGUGGAAGAGACAUUUUACGUCGAUCAGAGCCAAAACGUGGAGGUCUGUAACGUUGAGGAAGACAAUAUGACUGCGUACACUGCGUACACUGACUACACUGACUACGGUGGCACCGCCGAAGUUGUCUCAUACACUGACGCAAUGUACGGGGAGGGGGAGGCCUACGCUACAGGCACGGCGGGUGAUGAAGUCGUAUAUAUUGAGGAAGAUGCCACUGCUGUUGCUGGAGGAUCCUAUGCGGUGGACUAUCAGGCAGAAGCGAUGGGCACUGGCGAGAUGUACGAGGCGGACGUCGGGGUAGACGAAGGUCAGACUGAACUAUGCGUCUGA